AUGGUAGGCCUAUCCUUUGGAAAAAAGCAGGAAGCGACACCGCCAAAUGCUUCGCAGCAGAUUCAAUUAACAUGGCCCGACGACUACGUAACCGUGGGUGCGGAUGACCAGUUUGUGUCAGUUGACCACGAAGACCUAUAUCAAGGAGAGGUUCGCAGAGACGGCAAGAACCAGGGCGAAAAGAAGCGUAUUCUCUUUCGUCCUCAAGUGACGGUCAACGUUUUCGGCAACAACGGAUCGAACUCUGGAGCCACAGGAGCAGAAGGGUCCGAGCCAAGCAGCACAGAACCAACCAAGGAAAAGAAGACCGAACAGUCUGAUGCUAUCAUAGCCGAUUUGACGGCCAAACUUGCAGCUUUAUCCCAAAAAGUUGACGAGCUUUCCGAGUUAGCAUCCGCUCGGAGACCUCGAGUUGAAUGCGGGUUGUGGAACACGAGCGAGGUUCGCUCUUGGGAACAUCCUUCGAACGAUACCAAAGGGCGAAUCUGGUUUGAAAAAGAGUUCAAAUCUGUCCCAAAGGUAACAACUGGGAUGUCCUCAGCCGACGUGUCUAAAAAUGCAAACUUUAGAGUGUCCGUCUAUCCGACAGAAAUAGAUACAAAAGGAUUUAAAGUUAAUGUACAUGGCUGGGAUAAUACGGUGAUAUAUUCUUGCGGGGUGUCGUGGGUCGCAAUAGGCGAAUAG
This is a messenger RNA of Daldinia childiae, 684 nucleotides long. RefSeq lists its product as uncharacterized. NCBI's taxonomy places the organism in Eukaryota, Fungi, Ascomycota, Sordariomycetes, Xylariales, Hypoxylaceae. Bases 1 to 684 code for a protein of 227 amino acids. Gene Ontology annotation, molecular function: polysaccharide binding; N-acetylgalactosamine binding; oligosaccharide binding. The record is from RefSeq and is a predicted model, not a curated record. Gene Ontology annotation, biological process: cell-cell adhesion. Gene Ontology annotation, cellular component: phagocytic vesicle; cell surface; protein complex involved in cell adhesion. The transcript has a single exon.